Molecule: messenger RNA, 657 nt
Organism: Arctia plantaginis
Lineage: Eukaryota; Metazoa; Arthropoda; Insecta; Lepidoptera; Erebidae
Source: the annotation of a GenBank genome assembly
AUGAUGUCAAGAAACGCGCGCUUUGUGCUGUGUGGUGCAGUGGCAGACGCGGGCGACGUGAUAGCCAACGUGAGCCGCGUACGUCGCGCGCCCCAACCCCACUACUCGCACCGCGUGGUGACGGACGAGGAGUUAGACAUGUCACCAGCUGCGUCGUGGAAGCGUUCCCACUGGCGCGACAUGCAGUACAUUCUGCGGCACGAGGGCAAUCAGAAAGACGGGGUUCAGUGCUGCCCUUCAGUCCUCGAAAUGGUCACCAAGAAGGGCGGCCGAACCCCCACCGGCCACUACGUAGAACUCUACGAGGAUGGUGAAAACCAGCAAAGGUUGUUUGAAAUUUCUUGUGCUCCUAACGUUGUCGACAAACCGUGCCGUUUUGUCGAUGCCAGACUGUACAACGAGUCCAGAUGCAUUCAAAAGUUUUCGUACUCAUACGCCCUUGUGCGUCAUCUCCAAUCGCCAGCUACGGAAACGCCUCAACCGCGGAGCGAGGGACAUUUCUUCGUGCCCGGCUCUGGUGGCUGGUCAAUGGACUAUGUGAGAGUGCGUGCUGGUUGUGAGUGCCAAAUCAAACCUAAUAAAUCAAACAAACCCUCCCGUAGAAGACACAAGCAGCGCAAGAGGAACAGGAGGGUCACCGAAGACGAUGAAACCUGA